This is a messenger RNA of Miniopterus natalensis, 2601 nucleotides long. It is a transcript of the gene JADE3, whose product is annotated as jade family PHD finger 3. NCBI's taxonomy places the organism in Eukaryota, Metazoa, Chordata, Mammalia, Chiroptera, Miniopteridae. Gene Ontology annotation, biological process: regulation of transcription by RNA polymerase II. Gene Ontology annotation, cellular component: histone acetyltransferase complex. The record is from RefSeq and is a predicted model, not a curated record.
GCGGGGAGUCAGUCGGGAUGCUCCAAAAUGAAACGUCAUAGAACUUUCAGCACCAGUGACAGUUCAGAUGAGAGUGCUUCCACUUCUCUUACUGGCUCAAUGUAUAGGAGCAAGUCAAAAAUUCCAAAUGAACACAAGAAAUCUGCUGAGGUAUUCCGAAAGGAUCUCAUCAGUGCCAUGAAACUUUCAGAUUCUCACCACAUUAAUCCUGACAGCUAUUACCUCUUUACGGAUACAUGGAAAGAAGAAUGGGAAAAGGGAGUCCAGGUACCAGCCAAUCCAGACACUCUUCCACAGCCUUCCCUCAGGAUUGUAGCUGAUAAGGUAAAGGAUGUUCUGUUUACCCGCCCCCGGAAGUACAUCCAGUGCUCCGACCCAGGGACCUCAGAGCCUGGCUAUGUCAACAUCAAGGAGCAGGCGGCAUCUGUAUGCCGCUAUGACCUAGACGACAUGGACAUCUUCUGGCUCCAGUCACUCAAUGAAGAUCUUGCAGAAAUGGGCUGUGAGCCAAUUGAUGAGAAUCUUAUGGAAAAGACAGUAGAAGUCCUGGAACGCCAAUGCCAUGAAAAUAUGAACCAUGCUAUUGCGACAGAGGAAGGGCUAGGCAUAGAAUAUGAUGAAGAUGUGAUCUGUGAUGUGUGCCGGUCUCCAGACAGUGAAGAAGGGAAUGAUAUGGUAUUCUGUGAUAAGUGUAACAUCUGUGUGCAUCAGGCCUGCUAUGGCAUCCUCAAGGUCCCAGAAGGCAGCUGGCUUUGUCGCUCCUGUGUCCUGGGCAUUCAUCCUCAAUGCCUGUUAUGUCCAAAGAAAGGUGGAGCCAUGAAGACCACCAAGACAGGAACUAAAUGGGCUCAUGUCAGCUGUGCCCUGUGGAUUCCAGAGGUCAGCAUUGGUUGUCCUGAAAGGAUGGAACCAAUCACGAAGAUCUCCCACAUCCCGCCCAGUCGAUGGGCCUUAGUCUGCUACCUGUGCAAGGUGAAGACAGGGGCUUGCAUUCAGUGCUCAGUGAAAAGUUGCACCACUGCCUUCCAUGUCACCUGUGCCUUUGAGCACAGCCUAGAGAUGAAGACCAUCCUAGAUGAUGGGGAUGAAGUGAAGUUUAAGUCUUUCUGCCUCAAGCACAGCCAUAACAGGCAGAAACUCGGGGAGACCGAGUACCCCCUAUACUGGGCUGCAGAGCAGAGCCAGGCCAAAAGUGAGAAGACCAGCCUGCGAACGCAGAAACUUCUGGAGCUGGAGGAGGAGUUCUAUACCCUGGUCAGUGUGGAAGAUGUGGCCACAGAGCUGGGGCUGCCCAAACCAACUGUGGACUUUAUAUAUAACUACUGGAAACUGAAGCGGAAAAGCAACUUCAAUAAGCCAUUAUUUCCUCCGAAGGAGGAUGAAGAAAAAGGCUUAGUGCAGCCAAAAGUGGAAAAUAUUCACACUCGCAUGAGAAUGUUUAUGCAUCUACGGCAAGACCUAGAGCGGGUCCGAAACCUGUGCUACAUGAUAAGCAGGCGAGAGAAGCUGAAGCUGUCAUACAACAAAGUUCAGGAACAGAUCUUCGGUUUGCAAGUCCAGCUUCUUAACCAGGAAAUGGCUGAAGGACUUCCUUUGACAAGUGCACUAGAAAACUCAUUGUUUUACCCACCACCAAGAAUUACCUUAAAGUUAAAAAUGCCCAGAUCAGCCCCGGAAGACUGCAGAAACAGCUCCACAGAGCCUGAUCAUGGACCCCUCUCUCCUGACAGCAACUCCCCUGUUCACAGUAUGGGGAGCACGCAAGUGCCUCAGGAAUCAUUAGAAAUGAGAAUGAAAUCGUACCCGAGGCAUCCAUUAGAAAGCAAGAAUAACCGUUUCCUGACCAGUCUGGGCCUUUCUAGGAGUGAAUCAAAGGAUCCCAGUCCUGCUUGGACAACUCCAUCUCCGGAGUUCUAUCAUGGGCAGUCACUGGGAAAACCUCUGGUCCUCCAGGCUGCCCUGCAUGGACAGUCCUUAAUUGGGAAUGGGAAAAGUCAGCCUAACUCCAAGUUUGCCAAAUCCAAUGGCCUGGAGGGCAGCUGGUCUGGGGAUAUCACCCCAAAAGACAGCUCGAGUGAGAUGUUAUGUGGCCAGGAUUCCAUGCUCAGCUCCCACUUGGCCAGUCAGGGCAGCUUUAGAAAACCUGUGGAACACUUCAGCAGGUCCUUUAAGGAGUCCACCAACAGGUGGGUGAGGACCACAGAGGGCCUCCAGUGCUAUGGGAAGCCAACUAAGAAUGCUAAGCCCAGGGAACAGCUCUGGGGCAAGCAGCUGGUCAGGCGUUCUGCAGGGAAAGCUCCAUAUCAGGAAAACGAUGGGUAUUGCCCAGAUUUGGAGCUGAGUGAUUCAGAAGCAGAAAGUGAUGGGAAUAAAGAGAAAGUCAGGGUAAAGAGAGAGAGCUCAGACAGGGAGAAUCCUCCCCAUGACUCUAGACGGGAUUGCCAUGGUAAAAGCAAGACAUAUCCUUUCUCCCACAGUUCAAUGCAGAGGUGAUUAACAACUUCCAUGAAUAACUCGGUCUUUGCCUUUGCCUCAUGUGUUGUGGAAAACCCAUACACCAAAAGGAUUCUGGCAUGUGUUGGGGAGGAAUUUUGGUGAAAA